CCUGAACCGAAUGAGACAGUUCUUAUAUACCAUCUCAUUACAGUCAUUUAACAAUUUUGAUUGUAAAAAAAAUCACUUAAUAUCUCUCAGGGUCAUUUAUUUAUUCACGACAUUAAAGUUCCGUCGUAUUAAUGUCUUUCUUCAUAUAUCUUUAGUAGAUUGGAAACUUGUACUUAUUUUUAUUAUAAUUAACAGCAUUAACUUUUUUAAUUUUGUCAGUUACCUUCGGUUACAUUUCAAAACGACAUUUUAUACCUAUGAAGCGUUUCUUUAAAAACUUCAAAAGACACAUUGGAGAGCUCGCUGGAUCAGAAGUCCCAAAUGCUUGAGAGAUUAAGUUUGAAUAUAUAUAUAUCUUUCUACUGGGAUUGAAGUAAGUUGAUAAGCCAAUUUCAUUUUUAAAAAAUCUCCAUAAUCACAAUCUUUAAUGUAUCAAGCUUAAUAUUUUUUUUCAAAUUUAAGUUAAAAUUAUUCAUUCAUCUUUAAUGUCUGAGGUUUAACUUCCUAGGUUUCUCACUAAAGGCAGUUUCACCCUCUGGCGACAUCAUCGGUGUUUGCCUCAAUGGAGUCGUGAACAGAUCAGACGACAAAGAAGAAAUGGAAUGCAUCGACCCCAAGUUCCGCAUAACCCAAGACCUGAUCGAUAAGAUUGACAUCGAAGCGGACAUAUUCGGAAGAUUUCCGGACGUCGAUAAGCUCAUAGAGAUCAGAGUAGUUUCUGUAGACGAAGCGUACAGAGGUCAAGGCAUCGCAAAAGCGCUUUUGGAUGAAACCAAGAGAAUAGCUUGUGAAAAUGGUUUUCAAAUGAUUAAGACAGAUGCCACUUCUCACUUUACGGCCCUCGCAGUAAGCAAACUUGGCUACAAAUGCAUUUACACCCUCAACUACGCAGAUUACAAAGAUGAAGAUGGCAAAGUUAUCUUCACUCCUGAGGCUCCUCACACAUGUGUGAAGACAUUAGUUUACCAACUUAACUAAGGCAUAAUAUAUUAUUCCAGUUCCUUUAUAUGUAGCUGUAAAUAACAGUUAUCUGAUAUUUAUAAUUAAAAAAUAACUUCAAAUGUAUUUCAAAAUUUGUUUUAUUUUAAAUAUUUUUUCCUUGGAUGAUACUACACUAACUAUAAUAAUUAAUCAUAUAC
Messenger RNA from Nezara viridula (southern green stink bug), 1139 nucleotides. The record is from the annotation of a GenBank genome assembly. NCBI's taxonomy places the organism in Eukaryota, Metazoa, Arthropoda, Insecta, Hemiptera, Pentatomidae.